Molecule: messenger RNA, 544 nt
Organism: Balearica regulorum gibbericeps (East African grey crowned-crane)
Lineage: Eukaryota; Metazoa; Chordata; Aves; Gruiformes; Gruidae
Source: RefSeq, a predicted model, not a curated record
UUCAUGAAUCAGGGCGAGUGGGAGCUGCUCUACGUCCUCAGCCGCUUCCAGGAGUUCAGCGUCAAAAGCAGUGACAGCUACGCUGAGAUGAAGUUCUAUGUAGUCAUCCGGAGACGCCCCCUCUUCUACACCGUCAGCCUGCUGCUCCCCAGCAUCUUCCUGAUGGUUAUGGACAUCGUGGGCUUCUACCUCCCUCCCAACAGUGGCGAGAGGGUCUCUUUCAAGAUCACCCUCCUGCUAGGCUACUCGGUUUUCCUCAUCAUUGUGUCCGACACGCUGCCCGCUACUGCGGUCGGCACUCCCUUGAUAGGCAUCUACUUUGUGGUGUGCAUGGCACUGCUCGUCAUCAGCCUGACGGAGACCAUCCUGAUCGUGCGCCUGGUGCACAAGCAAGACCUGCAGCCCCACGUCCCCGACUGGGUGAGGCGCCUGCUACUGGAACGAGCCGCCGUCCUGCUCUGCAUCCGGGACAGGAAGAAAUUCAGCCAAAGCAGGACGCAGAGCUCCGACAUCUCCAGGCAGGUGGAGAACAACGACAGCACAG